AAUGAUCCACCGGAAAAUGAAACUCAUUACCGUUCAGUUUUGAAUGACAUUGGUCCUAAAGACUCUAUAAAUUGUAAUAUAGAGCCAUUUCUUGCAUUUCUACCUCCUCCAAAGCCAUUCAAUGUUUGGUUUGACAAGCUUGAAAACUUGAUCAAAACUAAUAAGUCGGCACUUAUUGGUGAGGUUGGUUUAGAUAAAUCAGCACGCUUGACUGAUCCAAAAACAAAAUCUCUCAGCAAAGUUCAAACAACAAUUCAACAUCAAAUAGCAAUUUUAGAGAAACAAUUAGAUUUAGCAGCAAAGUAUAAUCGAGCAGUGACUGUUCCAGAAGAUAGGUUGUUGAUUGAAUCCGAUUUUCAUUCUCCUGAAGGGUUAGAUCAUUUAAUGGAAAGAAUAGUCUUACUUGUUAGCGAGGCUAAAGG
Racocetra fulgida is the source of this 422-nucleotide messenger RNA. Lineage: Eukaryota; Fungi; Glomeromycota; Glomeromycetes; Diversisporales; Gigasporaceae. The record is from the annotation of a GenBank genome assembly.